This is a messenger RNA of Octodon degus (degu), 1557 nucleotides long. RefSeq names its product STIM activating enhancer (gene Stimate). The coding region runs from base 68 to 952 and encodes 294 amino acids. Gene Ontology annotation, biological process: activation of store-operated calcium channel activity. The transcript has 8 exons. Gene Ontology annotation, cellular component: membrane; cortical endoplasmic reticulum. Lineage: Eukaryota; Metazoa; Chordata; Mammalia; Rodentia; Octodontidae. The record is from RefSeq and is a predicted model, not a curated record. Gene Ontology annotation, molecular function: calcium channel regulator activity.
GCUCGGCGGCGCGGCCCCGGCAGUCGUCAGGCCGGGCGGCCCGGGGCCCCGCGCCCUCCCGUUAGCCAUGCAGAGCCCCGCCGGGAACGCGAGCCGCGGGCUGACAGGCGGGCCGCCCUCCACGGUUGCCUCCGGGGCGGGCCGCUGCGAGAGCGGCGCGCUCAUGCAUAGUUUCGGCAUCUUCCUGCAGGGGCUGCUCGGCGUCGUGGCCUUCAGCACGUUGAUGCUCAAACGCUUUAGAGAACCAAAGCAUGAAAGACGCCCAUGGAGAAUAUGGUUUUUAGACACUUCCAAACAAGCCAUAGGGAUGCUGUUCAUCCACUUUGCGAACGUGUACCUGGCAGAUCUCACUGAAGAGGACCCCUGUUCACUGUACCUCAUCAACUUUCUCCUGGAUGCCACCGUGGGCAUGCUGCUCAUCUAUAUAGGCGUGCGCGCUGUCAGCGUCCUGGUGGAGUGGCAGCAGUGGGAAUCCCUGCGCUUCGGCGAAUACGGAGACCCUCUGCAGUGUGGCGCCUGGGCUGGGCAGUGUGCCCUGUACAUCGUGAUUAUGAUCUUUGAAAAGUCUGUGGUCUUCAUCGUACUCCUCAUACUUCAGUGGAAAAAGGUGGCCCUACUGAAUCCCAUUGAGAACCCAGACCUGAAAUUGGCCAUUGUCAUGCUGAUCGUCCCCUUCUUUGUCAAUGCUUUGAUGUUUUGGGUAGUAGACAAUUUCCUCAUGAGAAAAGGCAAGACGAAAGCUAAGCUAGAAGAGAGAGGAGCAAACCAAGACUCCAGGAAUGGGAGCAAGGUCCGCUACCGAAGGGCUGCAUCCCACGAGGAAUCUGAGUCUGAGAUCCUGAUCUCGGCUGACGACGAGAUGGAGGAAUCCGACGUGGAGGAGGACCUCCGCAGGCUGACUCCCCUCAAGCCUGGAAAGAAAAAGAAGCACCGCUUUGGGCUGCCUGUAUGACACAUUCCAGUGCUGGGGGUGACAGGCGCGGGGCCCAGCCAGCUGCUGUGUCGGCAGACGCUCACCCCUCAGCAGCAGCCCUUCCGUCCUCUCUGUGCCCCUCCUCUUCUACCUCCACUCCUCCUGCUGUCUGCCCACUCUCCGCCCACUCCCAGACUACUGUGACUUAAACGGAGGGAAGAGGACCCAGCGCCCAGGUGGGCCGUGGGCAGCUGGAGGCUCCUGCUCAGUUGCACUACAAACACUGACCAAAUAUGCAAGCCAAGAGCUUUGUCUGUUUGUUGUUGUCCUGAACAGUGCUGUGAGGGACCCCAAAGCCCCUGUCCUGUGCCCGGCUGGGUGACGUGGUAGAAAACACAGGUCCUCACAGACCUCACUGGGGCUGCCGGCGGUGUGGACACAUGACAUGCUUGGGGCUAAAAGCCACUCACUGACCAAGUUGGAACUGAGAUGCUUUCUUACUCAAAAUAGCUUUUGUAACUCUUGAUUUCUAAAGCCGGUUUUAUGCGCUGUGACAGUGUUACUGUUUUUUGAGUAUGUGUUUAUUCCUACAAAAUACCUAUGGGACUAAUAAGCAAAACAUAGAUUUUUUUAAGUCUUCCGUA